AUGCAUAUCCAGUCGAUUCCCAUGUGGGAGGGUAGUGGUAACAACUACGCUUAUCUCGUUGUUGACGACAAGUCCAAGGAUGCUGUCAUCAUUGACCCCGCUAACCCACCAGAGGUGCUUCCCGAACUCAAGAAGCACGUAGACAGUGGAGCUAUUAACCUCAAGAGCAUCAUCAACACCCACCACCACCACGACCAUGCAGGCGGCAACGUUGAGAUGCUGAAAACAUACCCUCUCCCCAUCAUCGGUGGAAAGGACUGCAGCAAAGUCACAAAGACACCUGCCCAUGGCGAGACUUUCAACGUGGGCGACAUCAAGGUCAAGGCUCUGCACACCCCAUGCCACACCCAAGACAGCAUUUGCUACUUAUUUGAGGACGGCAACGACAAGGCCGUCUUCACUGGAGACACUCUUUUCAUUGGCGGCAAAUUCUUCGAAGGCACUGCCGAGGAGAUGCACAAGGCUUUGAACGAGACUCUUGCUGCUCUGCCUGAUGACACCAAGGUCUACCCUGGCCAUGAGUACACCAAGGGCAACGUCAAGUUUGGCAUCCAGGUUUCGCAGAGCGAACCCAUCAAGAAACUCGAGGCCUUCGCCAAUGCCAACAAGCAGACUCAGGGCAAAUUCACCAUUGGUGACGAGAAGCUCCACAACGUCUUUAUGAGACUCGACGAUCCUGUCGUCCAGAAGGCCACUGGCAAGACCAGUCCUGUCGAUGUUAUGGCUGCUUUGAGAGAGAUGAAGAACAAGUCCUGA
Aureobasidium melanogenum CBS 110374 is the source of this 756-nucleotide messenger RNA. RefSeq names its product Metallo-hydrolase/oxidoreductase. Gene Ontology annotation, molecular function: hydroxyacylglutathione hydrolase activity. The record is from RefSeq and is a predicted model, not a curated record. The transcript is spliced from 9 exons. Bases 1 to 756 code for a protein of 251 amino acids. NCBI's taxonomy places the organism in Eukaryota, Fungi, Ascomycota, Dothideomycetes, Dothideales, Saccotheciaceae.